Molecule: messenger RNA, 6070 nt
Organism: Dermacentor andersoni
Lineage: Eukaryota; Metazoa; Arthropoda; Arachnida; Ixodida; Ixodidae
Gene: Dgk
Product: diacyl glycerol kinase 1
Biological process (GO): phospholipase C-activating G protein-coupled receptor signaling pathway
Cellular component (GO): plasma membrane
Molecular function (GO): calcium ion binding; ATP-dependent diacylglycerol kinase activity
Source: RefSeq, a predicted model, not a curated record
UCCUGCACCGCGCAUAGCGCUGCCUCGGGUGGGCCGCUCGGGCUGUCGAGAGAGAGAGACAGGAGGCGGGCUUUUCCUCCCUACUUCCUACCAAAACCACUCACACGUAACUCUCGGCACACCUGCUACUACACCAUCCACCGUCUGUGGCACACCGUGUUGAGCCCGUCGCCCGCCGUUCCUCGGUGAAUCCGGCCGCCAGUGAGACUGCCCGGCGCUGUCGCUGCCGUGUUCCCCCCUUCAACGGCGAAGAACGCGGUGCAGCCGGCCUUUGGAUUCGGCGCCACCGGCGACGGUAGCGAAGAAGCCCCGGAGAGAGUUGCUGUCGUCGUCCUCGUCGUCGGAGAGCAGACGACGUCAAGCGGCGGCGGUGCUGCGUCGUCUGCAGCGGACAACCGGCGGCGGGCGGUUGCGUAAAAACAGCUUCGCGUCACAGUCCCCUUUGCCGAGGAGGUCCCGUCGUGACGAGACCACGCCUUUCGACGGCCCUGCCUUGCCGAGGUUGUGCUCGGCUUGCACUGAAAGCAACUGCGUCAUCAAGUAGAGCCGACUGUUUAUCGUCUGCGCUGGGAACAACCUGACCGUGCUGCCCGUGAACCGGAACGAUAGGAUGACCAGCUGUGCGGAUCACGCCGAGAAGGGACGCCGCUCUCCUCCGCUGCUCGGAUGAUCCGUUUGAAACGAGCAUGGUGCUCCGGGGCGCGCCUGGAAGCGGCGAGCGUCCCGAGCCGUGCGACCCCGGAUGCAGAUGACCAGCGCGGCAGCUCGGCCCGGCAAGACGCCAUGGCCGUCAAGUGGGAGAAGCUCUCUCCGGCGGAGUUCCAGCAGCUGCAGGACUACGUUCAAUAUUCAUCAAAGAAGCUUCCAGAUGUUCUUGAGGAAUUCAAGGAGAAUGGAGCCCUGUCCAAGUACAACGCCGAAGGGGACAUCGACCUGGAGGGUUUCCAGGCGUUCAUGGACACCUACCUGGAGAUGGACACUCCCCGGGACCUCGUCAAACACCUGUUCCUCUCGUUCGUCCGAAAGCCCGCUCCGCCGCGGCCACAGAUCGCCGACGGACGGCUGCUCAAGUUCCGUCAUCUGGUGGCGGGCAAAUUUCAGAAGGACGAAACGCUAGAUGAUAGGAAGACGACGGCCGUGUUGCAUAGGACGCUAACCGGCGGUUCCCUUGACAAAAGCGCCAAGAUGGCGGCCGUGACGUCGACGACUGCGUGCGCGCCCAUCACCUCGCACACGGCGGCGGCGCACAGCGGGUCCCUCCCGGAGCUGGCCAAGCAGGCAGCACAGGGCGGCGGCGCGCAGGCCGGCAUGGCGCAGGCGACAGCGCACGGUGCCGGCCAGGAGCAGCCGCAGCAGGCACCCCGCCGCACCGAGGAACGACCGCACCUGCACCUGGGCUUCGCCGAGCGGCUGCACGGCCUCACAGAGAAGCUGCACAGCCACCUGCGAGGAGAGGGCUCUGAUACCAGGGGGCGCACAGGGAGUGCUUCUAUCCACCCGGUGGUGACGGUGACGCAGAACUACGGCGACUCGACCGACUCCUCACCCAACCAGAGCCAAGUGUCGCGGAACUCUUCCAGAAAGUCAAACAGCUCACUGCUCGUGCACAGCGUGGACUUGAAGCCUCUGCGGAAAACGAGCAGCCACAUCGAUGUUCACACUGUGCGCGUCCCCCUGAAAGAUAUCAUAUGCUACCUCUCGCUCAUGGAAGCAGGGCGGCCCGAGGACAAGUUGGAAUUCAUGUUCAGAUUGUACGACACAGAUGGAAACGGUUACCUUGACAACAAUGAGACAGAAUGCAUAGUGAAUCAAAUGAUGAGCGUCGCCGAGUACCUUGGUUGGGACGUGUCAGAACUGAAGCCGAUCCUUCAAGAGAUGAUGGUGGAGAUCGACUACGACGCUGACGGCACUGUGUCGCUAGAAGAAUGGAAACGUGGCGGCAUGACCACCAUCCCGCUGCUUGUGUUGCUCGGGCUGGACGCUAACGUCAAAGAUGACGGCAACCACGUUUGGCGCCUUAAGCACUUCAACCGCCCUGCCUACUGCAAUCUCUGCCUGAACAUGCUUGUCGGGCUCGGAAAGAAGGGACUCUGCUGCGUCUUCUGCAGGUAUACUGUCCAUGAACGCUGCGUGCAGAGGGCCCCUGCAUCGUGCAUUAACACUUACGUCAAGUCCAAGAAGAGCUCGCAGGCUCUAGUUCAUCACUGGACGGAAGGUAACUGCACGGGAAAAUGCAGCAAGUGCAAAAAGGCUAUCAAAAGCUACAAUGGCAUCACCGGACUACAUUGCCGCUGGUGCCAGAUGACGCUUCACAACCAUUGCGCGCCACAAGUGAAGCCCGACUGCGGCCUUGGACCACACCGAGACCACAUCCUGCCGCCAACGUCUAUAUGCCCCGCUGUUUUGGAGAGGCAACGAAGUGUCGGCAGUGGCCAGAAGAAACAGCUGUCUAGGUCAGAUUCCAACAAAGUUUCCGACAGCGGCCAAGGCAAUGUUUCUGCCAUGUCAUUCCAAGUCACACCCGUCUCUGGAACCCAUCCCCUUCUAGUGCUCAUCAACCCCAAGAGUGGAGGUCGGCAGGGCAUGAGAAUAUUAAGAAAAUUUCAGUACUUGCUGAAUCCUCGACAAGUGUACAAUGUUGCCAAAGGGGGACCAAUUCAAGGGCUUCAAUUUUUUAAGGACAUUUCGAAUUACCGCGUCUUGUGUUGCGGAGGCGACGGUACAGUGGGCUGGGUACUAGACACCAUAGACAAGCUAAACUACGCCCAGCUUCCUCCAGUAGGAAUCCUCCCUCUUGGAACAGGGAACGACUUGGCGCGGUGUCUUCGGUGGGGGCCAGGUUACGAAAACGAGAGCCUAGAGAAGAUACUGCAGAAAGUUGAGAAAUCCACGACGGUCAUGAUGGACCGCUGGAAGAUCGACAUCAGUAACACGGCAAAUUCCGACGAGCGUGGCGACCCUAUUCCCUGCAACAUCUUCAACAACUACUUUUCCAUAGGCGUGGACGCAUCCAUAGCGAUCAAGUUUCAUUUGGAAAGGGAAAAGCACCCUGAAAAGUUCAACAGCAGGAUGAAGAACAAAAUGUGGUAUUUCGAAUUCGCCACGUCUGAAACGUUCUUCGCAACAUGUAAAAACCUCCACGACGACGUAGACAUCAUGUGCGAUGGCGUCUCGCUGGAACUGUCCAGCGGUCCGUCGCUGCAGGGCAUCGCAGUGCUCAACAUCCCCAGCAUCUACGGCGGCUCCAACUUGUGGGGAGACAACGCCUCGUCACGUCGGCGCUCACGUUCCAAGCGACGCAAGAAACACGACCGGGACAUCUCCACCAACAGCUUCAACUCGAUCGACCUUAGCAGUGCCGUACAAGACAUCGGCGACCGGCUGAUUGAAGUGAUCGGCCUGGAAAGCAGCAUGCACAUGGGUCAAGUCAAGGCUGGUCUCCGAGCUUCGGGUCGCAGACUGGCGCAGUGCUCCUCGGUGGUCAUACGGACAAGGAAAAGAUUUCCGAUGCAAAUUGACGGUGAGCCUUGGGUACAGCCACCGUGCACGAUACAGAUAACCCACAAGAACCAGAUGCCCAUGCUCAUGGCGCCAGCCCCGACAAGCAAGUCCAGGUUCCCCUUCUUCUCCUUCAGGAAGUCGUGAUUCUCGCCCGGAGACGGGAGCGCCAUCUUCCGCGGCUUUCCUCCACUGCUUUCGCUCUCGGCAGCUGCUCAUUGGCGUCGUUGUUGCUGCUGCUCGUGACUGGAGCAGAGGUUCGCGCGUUACGUGUCGUGCCACUCUUGUGCACCUACAUCGGCUCCCGAGCCGUUGUCGGUUACAGAGACUGCAUUUAGUUGACGCGUUAUCUUGUUAACUUAUUUAUACCUUGUACAUACAUCUGUAUAGACAUUGCCCAUUCGUCGGCGCUUUACCUUCUUGACCAGGGUCCUAGCGGCGUUCCAUGUGCACUCGCUGGCUGCUGCUUGAUGCGUGUUCGCCUGUGAACGUGUGGGCACGUGCUUUUAUGCGUGUUAAAACGAUUUGCUCUCAAGAGCGAUGUGGAACUGUGCGCGCGUUUGUCGAGUUCCGUUGCGCUAUUUGAGCGAGAAAACGUUUGUUGAGUUUUGUUAUGACUGCGCCUGAACGGAAGACCAGAUGUGUACAGACUGCUAAACGUUACAGAGCAAAUCACUAAAGCUUACUUUUCGUGGAUAAAAGCGCCACGCUUCGCUUCUUUUUACUGCACCAUGAGCCGCUUGAUAGCAACGCCUGUUCAUUAUUUAAUCCAUUGAAGUCUCAGAAAUGUGAAUAUAAAACAUUCGAGUUGCUUCGCGCGCGUUCGAUGAUAUUUAUUUUGUAUUCUAUAAAUGUAUAUGACUUAUUAUUAACCCUUACACCUUAGAACUACAGAAAGCUGAGCUAGUUGGUAAGGAUUCAUUGUGCAAAAAGGUGAGGCGUGCAGACAGGACACAAGAGAAGUGGACAACAUGUGUUGUCCACUUCUCUUCUCUUGUGUCCUGUCUGCACGCCUCACUUUUUUGCAUAAUGAACCCUUACACGUUUUAACGUUACCGCUUAUAUUCUCUUUAGUAUGCACAAAAAUGUUCCCGUACGAUUGCUCUGUAAACUGCAUAUAUACAAUAUGUGCUUUCUUUAACGUAAGCAAACUAGCGAAAUAUUUUUUCUCGUACAAUUUUAUGCGUGAUGUAAGUGGCGCCCAAACUGCACUAAGGAGCUGAAGGUGGAAAAAUAAUUGUCGAUAAGUAUGUACGUUAUGAUUUGGAUUGGCUUUAGAAUGAAAACAAUCCAGGAAGUGUCGUGCAUAUAUUCACCUUUUAAGCGCUCUUCAACUUCAUAACAGUGCGGUGACUCUGCAGGUGCAACAGUUUGAGCUAUGUGACAUCCGAAAUCGCGCGUUAUGUCGUUAUUAUUACGACGCGGUGUGCAUCGCCCAGUGAUCUCGGCAUAUACAGUGGUAGCCACGGCUUCUGGGCAGACGAGUCUAAUAUUUCUUUCCUUGAGCCGCUAGCUGAAGCGCAUCCCGAAGCCCAGUUUUUUGCUGUGGGCAAGCUUUUUUGUUGUGUAAUGCGCGAGUAGUCGAAAGCGUACUCCGAAACGCCCCUUGCCCUUGGUCAUGGCCCACAGAGAAAACUGUACACGCGCCAGAGGGUUCCCAUGAACCGGCUGUGGCGCCAUCUUCGGUUAUCUUCGGUUAUCUUCGGUUCAUUUUGGGCACCACCAACUGAAAGAACAUUUCUGUCUGUUGUAGCAUAUCCGAUUCUCCUCGCGAAUGAUUGUGCUUUCUUCAGUGUGCUACGAUCGUGUCCUUAGCGGACCAGUUUGUGAAUCUCAGCUUUUGCAUCCUCCACCGUUGUGUAUGGUCACCUUCUGGACACCACCGACCAACAUCUAUGACCCUACCCACUUUAUCAUUCUUAAAAUUUUUCCAUCGCAUCUAAAGGAAGAAAAAUAGGAGAAGACUAAGAAUCUAGGUACUUUCGAUAGCUUUGAAAAUGGUGACUCCACGUAUCUCUAAAAUUAGUGUGGUGAAAAUAAACGUAGAGCCGCUCUCAUGAGCCCCUAAGCAGGAAAAAAAUGAUUUUUUUUCUUUUUCAUUCGUGUGAUUCGGUCCCUGGUAAAGCUUCAUUAUGCAUAGUAUGUCCACCUUGAUGUACACACUACCUUGGAUGUUUGAAAUGCAAGGCUUUCUAAAGCUGGCUUCUUUAUAUAUCGUGCCUUAGUGAAAGCGUGUACAAAACUUUUUAAACGUCUCUUUCUUUGUGUUGCUAAGCCCUACGUUCUCAUGUGAACGUUCAUAUCUCAGAAUAAUUUGUUUCCGGUUAGCUCUUAAAGCGAUUGAUCUUUAGACGUGGUUGCGACGUCCUUUAUUUUAUUCCUUUUGUAAACGUUCUCCGUGGUCUUAACUUAGGGGGCAAGUACAAUAUUGUUGGUGCUGAGUUCUAGCCUGUUGCUGACACUAGAAGCCGUCCUAGGUAUCUAAGGAUUGAGAUACAGAUUGCGGGAAGCAAUCUGUUGACAUUCACGAGAUACUCAUCUCUUCUAAAUGGCCUUUAUUUUGCCUUGCACG